CUCUACUGGCUCUGCCCUACAAUGCUCACUUGUUUUCACAGUGCAACGGAAUGAAAUGCCUUAGAAAAGAGUAACAUUUUACGGAAAUAAGUGUGAUUUAUUUUUCCUCCUAACUGGACUUGUCUUCGGGGGAGUCCUUUGGAAAGCACAACAUCGAAGAGACAUUCUCUGCACUUAAAACAGAGGAAGCAUCAUGCUGAAGAGGGAGGGGAAAGCCCUGUCUUACACUAAAACCUUGGAUGGAGGAUGGGGAUGGAUGAUUGUGUUUCAUUUUUUCUUGGUAAAUGUGUUUGUAAUGGGAAUGACCAAGACUUUUGCAAUUUUCUUUGUGGUCUUCCAAGAACAGUUUGAAGGCACCGCUGAGCAAACUGGUUGGAUUGGAUCCAUCAUGUCAUCACUUCGUUUUUCUGCAGGUCCCCUGGCUGCAAUCAUUUGUGAAAUACUUGGAGAGAAAACUACCUCCAUUCUGGGAACUUUCCUUAUUACUGGUGGCUAUCUCAUCAGUAGUUGGGCCACAAGCUUUCCCUUUCUUUGUGUGACUAUGGGACUUUUACCUGGUUUGGGUUCUGCUUUCUUGUACCAAGUAGCUGCUGUGGUAAUUACCAAAUACUUCAAAAAACGAUUGGCUCUUUCUACAGCUAUUGCCCGUUCCGGAAUGGGACUGACAUUUCUAUUGGCACCUUUUACAAAAUUCCUGAUCGAUCUUUAUGACUGGACAGGUGCCCUUAUAUUAUUUGGAGCAAUCGCAUUGAAUUUGGUGCCUUCAAGUAUGCUCUUAAGACCUAUUCAUGUCAAAAGAGAGAACAAUUCUGAUAUUAAAAAUACAGGUAGCAGUUUGUCUGAAAGUGGUCCAGAGAUACUGUGUGGGACAGAAACAUCAUGCUUCAAUGAGGAAGAGUUUUCCAUCAAGAAUAGUACUAUGCAGAAAGCUGGACAACCUGAUAAAAUUUUAAUAGUUUCACAAAAUCGAAGUGAAGAGUUCAAUAAUGGGCCUAACAGGAACCAACUGUUAUUAACCAAUAAUGAAGAAAGUCAUAAGAAAAAGGCUAUUUCAUGGAAUUGCAAACAACUAUUUGAUAUUUCUGUCUUCAGCAAUCCUUUCUUCUAUAUAUUUACCUGGUCUUUUCUCCUCAGUCAGUUAGCAUAUUUCAUCCCUACCUUUCAUCUGGUAGCCAGAGCCAAAACACUAGGGAUUGACAUCAUGGAUGCCUCCUACCUUGUUUCUGUAGCUGGUAUCAUUGAAACAAUCAGUCAGCUUAUUUCUGGAUGGGUUGCAGAUCAAAACUGGAUCAAGAAGUACCAAUACCACAAAUCUUACCUCAUCCUCUGUGGUAUCACUAACCUGCUUGCUCCUUUAGCCACCACAUUUCCACUACUUAUGACCUACACCAUCUUCUUUGCCAUCUUUGCUGGCGGUUAUCUGGCACUGAUACUUCCUGUACUGGUUGAUCUGUGUAAGAAUUCUAGAGUGCACAGUUUUUUGGGACUUGCUGGUUUCUUUGCUGGGAUCGCUGUCCUUUCUGGACCACCUAUAGCAGUACUGGGGCUCCAACCCAGGAACUUAAGCAUACCAGGCGAGCACUCUGCCCAGGAAUACAUCUUCAGCCCAGAAAUCUGAAACGUUUUGAACACGAAGACUGAAAAUUUUCAGAUUCUCAAGUAUUUCAGAUUUCAGAAAAAGGACACUCAACCUGGAAUUCCUUUCUAUCUCAGUCCUGUUAGUAACCUAGUCAUAAAGUAGUAAAGGUUAUGACCCAUUAAUGCAACCAACUUUUAUGUGUGCAUAAACACGAACUUGCUCAACUCCAGAACUGCUUUCAAUUUUUAGAUUACAGUCAUAUGAUUUUUAGAUUAAUGUCUAAAAUUUCAAGGAUACCUUACUCAGUUCUUGGUUGUGUAUCCCUUAGCCAAGUCAUAAAACUUUUCUGGCAUACCUUAUAGCAUUUCAUAAAGUAAAUCAUGGGCCCUUUGCAGAUUGUUAUUAGGCAAAAUUAAAUACUAAGCAAGACUAUCUUGAAGAGAUAAUUACAUAAUUGUAAAAUGGUUACUUAAUUGACAAUUUUAAGUGAUAAUCUGAUGGCAUUUGCAGUUUUGUUCUCUCCAUCUGCUCCAACAGAUUUGAGUUUACCUUCUGGAAGUUCCUCCUCUCAGCUUCUGAGACAGAAUACUAUUCUCGCUGUCCUACCUAGGUUUCUUUUCCAGCACCAUCAUCUCUUCAUAAAUUCAACAUUAUCCUAGCUUUACUCCUUAAGCAGUCUUUAUGCACCAGUGUUAUUCAACAUGCAGCCCACUGACCACAGAAUGUAUUAGAAUUACCUAGAAAGCUUAUGAAAGAAUAAAGAUUCCUGGACCAUUCUGGUCCUAACAUUCUAAAAUGUCCACAGUGGAGAGAAAAGCCUGUUUUCCCAAGGUUGAUUUGUUUGUUUGCUUUUGUGGUACUGAGGCACUGAACCACUGAACUACUUUUCUACCCUUUUGAUUUUUGAUUUUGAGGCAGGAUCACACUAAGUUGCACAAGUUGGCCUUGAAUUUGUGACCCUCUUGCCUCAACCUCCUGAAUGGCUAGGAGUAUAGGCAUGAGCCACUGACUUGCUUCCCAAAUAUUGCAAAUGUUAACAUACUAUAGGUUGAAAUCCACUGCCCAUUUUCUCUAGUUGACACAUUUAGCCAUUCCCUAGUCUCCAGAAAACAAGUAGUGAGACAUAAUAAAGCCUAGUGACCAAAAGAGCCCUAGCUGAGACAAAAUCCUGAUUAGAACUCCAGUCCUAUCACUCACUCUCAGAUUCUGGUAUGUGGUGAGAGUUAAAUGAGACAAGUACAUACAAUACUUGGCAGAAUG
Molecule: messenger RNA, 2839 nt
Organism: Sciurus carolinensis (gray squirrel)
Lineage: Eukaryota; Metazoa; Chordata; Mammalia; Rodentia; Sciuridae
Gene: Slc16a4
Product: solute carrier family 16 member 4
Exons: 9
Coding region: 194-1618 (474 amino acids)
Biological process (GO): monocarboxylic acid transport; transmembrane transport
Molecular function (GO): monocarboxylic acid transmembrane transporter activity
Source: RefSeq, a predicted model, not a curated record